Messenger RNA from Telopea speciosissima, 2661 nucleotides. Its product is annotated as histone-lysine N-methyltransferase, H3 lysine-9 specific SUVH1-like. NCBI's taxonomy places the organism in Eukaryota, Viridiplantae, Streptophyta, Magnoliopsida, Proteales, Proteaceae. The record is from RefSeq and is a predicted model, not a curated record. Gene Ontology annotation, molecular function: protein binding; histone methyltransferase activity; zinc ion binding. The coding region runs from base 441 to 2636 and encodes 731 amino acids. The transcript has 2 exons. Gene Ontology annotation, cellular component: nucleus.
GUCGAAGUAAAGCGAAUAAUCGAGCUAGGGUUCCGUUGUUCCAUGUAGAUACUUCUGUUUUCUCUUGCUCGUUUUUGUGUACCUUUGAUGUUUUGAACUGUUGAUGUUAAAAAGGUAUCUUUCAAGUUUGGUGAUCUCGUUUGAUACAUAUUAGGAACGCUGCAAAACGAUUCAUUUUUCGUGGAAAUAUUUGGUUUCUCUUCGGUUUGACAUUGCUUUGAAGAUUUAUAGCAUUUCUGCAAUACAUUUUUAAUCUGUAGAUCAGAAGUGGAAGCUGUAACCAUAUUGUUGUUGUUGUUGUAUUAUGGGUGUCAGAUUCUAUUAUUUAGCAAGUGAAGAAUCUAAAAUACAGAGAGGAAGGAGAUAAAUCAGCGGAUUUAGUUGGUGGGUUUUUUUACGCUUUGAAGAAUUUUUCCAUUCCUAUCUGGGUUGGGGAAUCAAUGGAACGAGGUUUGGAUUCAGACUCUGUACCUUCACCAGGUUCUUUUGAUAAAUCAAAAGUCUUGGAUGUGAAGCCUUUGCGUUGUUUGUCUCCGGUGUUCCCUCCACAAGGGUUCACAUCAUUUUACCCUCCUCAAGGUCCUCCCUUUGUCUAUGCGCCCCCAUUUGGCCCAUAUCCUUCAGGCUUUACUGCAUUUUAUCCAUUCUGUGUACCUCCAGAACAUCAAAGGCCACCUGAGCAACACCCUCAGACCACUAGUGGAGCUACCAAUCAAGCAGGUCCUUUUGUUUACCCCAACCCUGUGCAAACCCCAUCUGCAACGAUGCCUUCAUAUAGAACACCGCGUCCUGCAAUGCCGUUUGUCUUUUCAGAUUCUGCCAAUGGUGAUGCAGGGCCAUCGAGGAAGAGCUCCAAAUUCCAUGAUUUGCAAGAAGAAAGUGCAACCAAGGGUGAUUCUGUGCGAUCAGUGACAGAAGAUGGAUGCAGUGACAACCUAAAGCAACCUGCACUGCAGUUUUCUCAUCCUAAUGUUCAUAAUACCGAUGCUGAAGCCACUAGUAGUGGGGUGAGACAGAAGAGUAAGUCAUCCUACAAAAGAUUAAGGAACAGCCAGGAGGUUAGGUUAUCUUUGGCAGCUAGUGUUGAUACUGAAUCAGUUGAGACUAUUGUUAUGAAAUUUGAUGCGAUCAGGCGUAGAAUUUGCCAAGUUGAAGAUGCAAAAGAUCCAGCCUCUGGAGGGACAAGACGAGCUGAUUUAAGAGCUGGUGCAAUUUUGAUGAACAAUGGUCUUAGAACGAACGUGAAGAAGAGAAUAGGAGCUGUUUCUGGAGUUGAAAUCGGAGAUAUUUUCUUUUUCAGGAUGGAGAUGUGCUUGGUAGGAUUGCAUGGUCAGAGUAUGGCUGGAAUCGACUAUACUAGUCUCAAGUUUAACGAGGAAGAAGAGCAUGUGGCUGUAAGCAUUGUAUCUUCUGGAGGUUAUGAGGGUGAUGUGGAUGAUGGGGAUGUUUUGAUUUACAGUGGUCAGGGUGGAAAUACAAAUAAGAAAAGUAAAGAAGUGGUUGAUCAGAAGCUUGAAAGGGGUAAUCUUGCUCUAGAGAAAAGCUUGCGUCGGGGUAAUGAGGUAAGAGUCAUUCGUGGCAUGAAGGAUGUAGGUAAUUCAACAGGGAAGGUCUACAUCUAUGAUGGUCUGUAUAAAAUUAAAGAGUCGUGGACGGAAAAAGGUAAGUCAGGUGGCAAUGUUUUCAAGUACAAAUUGAUAAGAGAACCCGGACAGGCUGCUGGAUUUGCCAUUUGGAAAUCAAUCCAAGUAUGGAAGGAAGGUUUCACUGCUAGGCGGGGGCUUAUUCUGCCAGACUUAACAUCAGGCGUUGAAAAUUUACCUGUUUCUCUUGUAAAUGAUGUUGAUGAUGAGAAAGGACCUGCUUAUUUCUCAUAUUUCCCUGGUCUCAAGAAUGCAAAACCAGUCAACUCGCAUGAAUAUUCGUUUGGUUGCAAGUGCAAAGGUGUAUGCUCAUCAGGUAAUCGUGAUUGUUCUUGCAUUAAAAAAAAUGGCGGUGACAUACCAUAUAUUGCCACUAGGGUUCUCGUCAGUUGGAAGCCUGUGAUUCAUGAAUGUGGUCCUUCAUGCCAAUGCCAGCCUCACUGUUUGAACCGAGCAUCCCAAAAUGGUUUGAAAGUGCGGCUGGAAGUGUUUAGAACCAAAGACAGAGGUUGGGGUCUGCGGUCCUGGGAUCCAAUCCGUGCAGGCGGUUUUAUUUGUGAAUAUGCUGGUGAAGUCAUAGAAAAGAUUAAGAUAGAGGAGGAGAAUGAUGAACUCGAAGAUAAUGAUUACACUUUUGAUGCUACCUGCAAUUAUGAACAGCCUGCCGAUUUUAAUUACAUACCGGAGUUACUAGGUGAAGAAAAAGAAGUUAAUAUGAACAAGGAAUACAAAGCGCCUUUGCCCAUCAUCAUAAAUGCAAAGAAUGUUGGGAAUGUAGCUCGCUUUAUGAACCAUGGUUGCUCCCCAAAUGUUUUUUGGCUGCCAGUCCUACAUGAACACAACGAUGGAUCAUAUCUGCAUAUUGCAUUUUAUGCAAUCAAACACAUUCCUCCCAUGACAGAGUUGUUAUAUGAUUAUGGGACAAGUGGAACCCAGCACAGGACAAAAAAGUGCUUAUGUGGAUCUUCAAAAUGCCGAGGCUGCUUUGGCUAGUGGUUUACAAAUAAAAGAACAAGAA